CUACUGCCACACUUGAUUAUAAAACAAGCAUUUCGUCUGGAACUUUGGUAGUAAUUGUCUUCUCGACAAUUAUCUUCAUAGCACUUGUUGGGUUCAUUUACGUGUUUUUCAUGAGAAAAAGAGCAAAGAAGGAGAUCAGAAAUAAUGAAGAGACAGAAAAUGAUGAUGAAAUUGAGACCGUGGAAUCCCUGCAAUUCGACUUCAGCACAAUCAAAGUUGCAACAAAUAACUUUUCAAUUGAUAAUAAGCUUAGACAAGGUGGAUUCGGUUCUGUUUACAAGGGGAGACUUCUUAAUGGACAGAAUGUAGCUGUAAAGAGGCUGUCUAGAGAUUCAGGACAAGGAGAACUAGAAUUUAAAAAUGAGGUUCUCUUGGUGGCCAAGCUUCAACAUAGAAAUCUAGUUAGGCUUUAAGGUUUCUACUUGGACGAUGAAGAAAGGCUUCUUAUAUAUGAGUUUGUGUCAAAUUCAAGCCUAGAUAACUUCAUAUUUGAUCCAACCAAGCGGUUAUUAUUGGACUGGGAAAAACGAUACAAAAUCAUAGGAGGAAUAGCUCGAGAAUUUCUAUAUCUUCAUGAAGAUU
This is a messenger RNA of Pistacia vera, 582 nucleotides long. RefSeq names its product cysteine-rich receptor-like protein kinase 5. Gene Ontology annotation, molecular function: protein kinase activity; ATP binding. The record is from RefSeq and is a predicted model, not a curated record. Lineage: Eukaryota; Viridiplantae; Streptophyta; Magnoliopsida; Sapindales; Anacardiaceae. Gene Ontology annotation, biological process: protein phosphorylation. Bases 111 to 413 code for a protein of 100 amino acids. The transcript is spliced from 5 exons.